GUAUCCUAAAACUGGCUAAAGAAUAGACUAAAAAUGCAAAUCUUUUAAAAAGUAUGAAUAUAAGAUUAGUUGAUAGCAGGAGGGCAAACUUAAUUUAAUGACUGAUGCAUAAAGAUGCUAAUAAUAUACUUUCAAUCAUAACAAAUGUUCACAAAGCGUUUCAUAUUUCACAUUGCACAUUUCACUACAGGUUACAGCGAAUGUUUGAAAGAGAUGGAUUCCUGGGAAACGUUUAUUCCUUUGUCAUCGAAAAGUUACAACAGAAAUGGUCGCAUAUUUUUAACAAUCAUCUUUCUGUCUGCUGUGAUUCUUAUAGGAGUCGGAUACGACUUGAAGGAGAAGGCAAAUUUUCGUUGCAACCCGAACAAGACAAUUGCUGCCGAUUUAGUAGCAAAGAAUUUUGUAGAGACGAACUGUUAUAUAGAGUAUGAACGGAUUCAUCAUCCAUCCGUGCCUGUGAGUAGGUUCGUUGUCAUAAAUUUUGGUCUUAUGCUGGUAAUUUCUGUCCUUUAUGUUGGCCUUGUGAACUCAAAGGUUGAAACAUUUCUUAGUAAAUCACCUCAAAACGGCGAUGAAAAUGACCAAGAAUCUUGGCUGAAAGAGAGAUCGCAAGAAACGAAUAUUUUUAUAUUUCCCUUGUACAUUUUACACCUAAUUCUCGGUCGUAUUGUGCCUAUAAUCUUGUACUUUCUUUUAAUCUACCCGGCAAAUUUUCCAAUGAAAUUCCAAUGCCAAUGGAACGAUGAAACUAUUGUAGAAUGUGUUAACCCGCUUGGAGAGAAAUUCACGACAUUGGCUACCUCAGCUUUGAUUAUUGAUUGUAUUAUCGGCACGCUUGGUUUUAUGGAAGUUGGGUAUCUGCUGUACAUUUUCUCUCAAGAUAGCGACUUUGCAAGCGAUGUCGAAUUCUGUUCCAUGUAUGUACUUGAAAAACGGAACUUGACAAUACGACAAAUUUUGAAACGAAUUCGAAAGACGGUUAGGAAGAACGAACAAUUUCGUUAUGUAAUGUCACCGUUCCAUCCAAGCGGACAACUGCUUGGUGAUUUGAAUUUCCGGUUUCUUGCAUACGAAGUAAUCGAAAGAAGUUCACAGAAGCACGAGAUUUAUAACGUGCAUUUAAAGCAAGAUCAAGCUUCGACGAAGAAUCCAUUGCUUCAUUUGUUCCCAGAUGAACAUGUACAGAUUGUUAUUGGUAACAAUGACAAUCAUACCAGCAACACCGACGACCCCAACACAACCACCGAUCCUAUAACUCAUUAUUCCCAAAUCUUAAAAAUUUGUGAUAAAAUUCUCAUCACUGGUCGAGCCGGAAUUGGUAAAACCACGGCAACCAAAGCUAUUCUAUACAGGUGGGCAACAUGUUCAUUCUUAGAAGACAAAGUUGUUAUCUUUCUGAGAUUUCGGGAAUUCAGAAAGAAUAAACUAACCACGCUUAAGAUGAUGUUACGCCAAGGUGAAGGGAUACCCUCGGGAACGAAUUUUGAAGAACUUUUUAAGUUUAUUCUUGUGAAUCCUAAGAAAGUUGUUCUCAUUUUUGACGGCUUGGAUGAUAUUCAAAUUGAUUGGGAUCAUUGUUUAGAAGAACUGGACGAAGAUACGGUAAACGAUUACCAAGGAACGAUGUCAAUGUUCGCAAUCUAUUUGAAGCUUCUCAAAAAUAAAUUUCUACCAGGUGCAACAAUAAUAACAUCAUCGAGACCUUACAAAGCAGAAAAGAUGUGCAAUUUCUUGAAGGUAACAUUUCAAACAAGGUUAGAGCUUCUUGGCUUCACUAAGAACGACAUCAAAGAUUAUGUGAGAGCAUUUUGCCAGGCAAGGCACGAAAGCGGGAAUGUGUGGAGAACAAUUGAAUCAAAUGCAGAGUUUUUGAGUUUAUGCUAUACACCAGCAACCUGUGAUCUUGUUUGUUUAAUUUUAAAUGAAUGCUUUGAGAAGUCCAAUACUGAAAAUGAUAUUGAAAAAUACAUUCCAAAAACUAUGACUGAAUUGUACCAACGAGCUAUCAGAGUUAUAGUUUCCAAACAAUUGAAAUUCAAAAGUUUUGGUACAAGAGGCUACUUAAUCUCAUCCCUACCUCAGUCGCCUGAAAACUUUAUGAAAAAAUUGAAAAAGAUAGCUAAAUCUGAAAUGGAAUCCACCGAAACAAGCUUUCAACUUGAAGCCGAAGAUAUUUCCCAAAAUAUCAUAAGCUGUGGUUUGCUUACACGAUUGCCAGACGAGUAUUAUUGUUUUCUUCACACCACCAUGAAAGAAUUUCUCGCUGCCUACCAUAUUGUUGACGGCAUGAAAGAUAUCUGUGAUGUGAGACAAUUUUUAAGUUCUUUCAAGAACUAUCUGGAAAAGCCUCACUGGCAUCUGGUUGUCCAGUUUGUUGCUGGUUUGUUGGGAGAGAAAAUACGACAGAAGAGCAUCGACGUACCAAAAGAAAAUAUUUGUAGAAGUUUCUUGCAAUUGAUUCGCCCUUUAACUAUGCCUAAUUCAAAAAUGAUUGACAAAAGUGCUGCUCUGCUGGUCAUCAAAUGCUUACAUGAAAUGCAAGAUAAAGAAAUGGUGAAAUUAUGUGCAAAUGAGGUGGAUGGUGGAGGUAACAAAGCCAUUUUCAAUCUCAGUGGACUAAAUAUUGCACCAGUUGAUUGUACAGCAUUAUUUCAAUUUCUUAUUCACGUUAAAAAUUUAACCAAACUAAACGUCUCUAACAAUCAGAUUUCUGAUCUUGGAUGCCAUGGUCUUGCAAAAUUCAUUAAUGAAAAAGUUAACCUUACUUUGUUAAAUUUAACUCGUAUUUCGUUAAGUGAUGAAGGCAUUAGGAUAAUAUGUGAUAAAAUAGAUACCAAAACACAUCGAAUAAUCAGCUUGAUACUCGAAAUUAAUCAAAUAAAAGCUGCAGGUGUGAAAUGUCUAUCGGAUGCAAUGAUAGGGAAAAAGUUGAAUCUAAAUCUGCUCGAUCUGAGAAGUAACAAAAUAUUUUAUGAAGGUGCCGAAGCCCUGAGCAGGGCCUUAAUUCACCCUAAUUGCAACCUCACUAAACUGAAUUUGAGUGGAGGUCAAAUAGGAAACGAAGGCGUUGCUGUACUUUGUGAAGCAUUGCAACAUAAGAAUUGUAAACUUGUCGAUAUAUGUCUUAGUGGUAAUAACAUAAACAGGGAAGGAGUCAAAAGCUUAUGCGAUGUCCUGCAAAUUGGGAAAUGUAAAGUAACUAGUCUAGUUCUUCAACGAAAUGGCCUGAAAGCCCAUGAUAUUGAACCGAUACGUGAUGUUUUGUUGAGUAAAAUCUGCACGCUUACUAAAUUAGACCUUGGUGUUAACGAGUUAGCUGACGUUGGAGUGGAGUGUAUUUUUCCUGGUCUUAUAGAAGAAAAUAUCUGCAAGCUGGUGCAUUUAUCCCUAGCUAACAACAAGAUCAAAAAUCAUGGCGUGGAGACGGUUUGCAAUGCGUUAAUGAAUGAAAAUUGUAAACUUACCUUGCUGGAUCUCUCCUGCAACGAGAUAGGCAAAAUAGGCGUCGAACAUCUCAGCAAAGCCUUGAAAAACCAAAAUUGUAAAAUCAAUCAAUUAAACCUUUUGAACAAUAACAUGACUAAACAAGAUAUUCAAAAACUGAGGUCACGCCAUGGACGCUUAGUAAUAAUUCACUAAUUGUUGCCUGUAAUAUGAUGAAACGGGUGUUGGAAGGAUAUAUCAAUGACAAUGUGUCGAACAGAGAUUACCGAUCUAGGAAAUGUCUUAAUAUGAAGUGGACUACCUGAAAAAUACAAAGAAGUACAAGUUUCAAAAAUACAAGUACAAAAAUACAAGAAAAAAGUCUCAAGAGGUUAUCGGUGUUGAAGUACUUAUGAAGAAUUGUUUGGUAUACGAUUUUCUGGCGUCAUAUUAGGGUAAAAUGGAAGAUUUUUCAGAAAGAGUUAAUUCAUUUUGGGAACAUUUUUGCCCACACUAUAAUAAUUUGAACGAUAUUACCAGACAUGAACAUCCAUCGAUGAGAAAAGUUCAGAAAUGUCGACAUUAGAAAAACAUGUGAUUUGAACUGAUCCGUGUAGAAUGGUCUUAGGUAAAUUUUAGUAUUACCCCUGUACUGUAGUCAAACAAUACUAGUAUAUAUAUAUAUUUACACCGUCACCGGGCAACAAAUGCGCUCGGUUUUUGUUGUAAACAGUAAGACUACUUUUA
Molecule: messenger RNA, 4170 nt
Organism: Dendronephthya gigantea
Lineage: Eukaryota; Metazoa; Cnidaria; Anthozoa; Malacalcyonacea; Nephtheidae
Product: NACHT, LRR and PYD domains-containing protein 4-like
Exons: 2
Coding region: 145-3639 (1164 amino acids)
Molecular function (GO): protein binding
Source: RefSeq, a predicted model, not a curated record